This is a messenger RNA of Plectropomus leopardus (leopard coralgrouper), 858 nucleotides long. It is a transcript of the gene hce2l1, whose product is annotated as high choriolytic enzyme 2-like 1. Gene Ontology annotation, biological process: proteolysis. The record is from RefSeq and is a predicted model, not a curated record. Lineage: Eukaryota; Metazoa; Chordata; Actinopteri; Perciformes; Serranidae. Gene Ontology annotation, molecular function: metalloendopeptidase activity; zinc ion binding.
AUGCCUUCUACCAUGAUCCUUCUGGGCGUCUUGAUUGGCUUGCUCGCCCAGGCGUACACUCUACCUCUUAAGAAUUCUACUGGGGUGCAUGAGGGGAAAGUGAGGUUGAAAAGGAAAUACUCAGAUGAAAUUACAGACCGUGAUGAAAUGAAUGCAAUGGAUCAAAUCCUGGCAGUCAACAGCAGGUUACGAGCCCCCAGAGGACUGUUAUUCAGAGAGAGGGGAGAUAUUGCCAGCUCAUAUAUACGGAGUGCCAUAACCUGCCCUGGCAAUGCCUGUCUGUGGCCUAAAUCAGUUGACGGAUUUGUUUAUGUUCCCUUCAUGCUCUCUCCACUCUAUGACGACAUGGACCGAAUCACCAUAGAAACUGGGAUGCAAGACAUUUCCUCUGGAUCAUGUAUUAAAUUUGUCCCACGCACCCAUGAAGUGAGCUUCCUGGAUAUUCAGCCUAGAUAUGGCUGCUGGUCGUUCCUGGGGCAGACUGGAGGAAGCCAGACCCUGUCACUGCAGACUCCUGGCUGCAUGUGGUCAGGAGUGGCUGCCCAUGAGUUCAUGCACGCCCUUGGCUUUGUGCACGAGCAGUCGCGCUCAGACCGAGACCACUACGUGUCAAUUGUGUGGAAAAACAUCAUGCCAGACCAUAUUCAUAACUUCAGGAAACAGGUGACAAACAACCUCAACAGUCCAUAUGACUACAACUCUGUUAUGCAUUAUGGAAGAUAUGCGUUCUCUGAAGACGGUGGACCAACAAUAAUCCCCAAACCAGAUCCUUACAUUCCCAUUGGCCAGCGAGAUGGACCCAGUAAUCUAGAUCUUCAUAAAAUAAACGUUCUAUAUAACUGUGGUGCCAAUGAGUAA